ACGUUAUCCGUAAGCGCCGGAAGUAGCCUUCUUAGAGCCAAAGAAAGCCUGGACGGAAGUAAUCCGCAGACAAGCCGUUAAGUGGACUUUCCGCGAUGGUCUUUCAUCGGUAUUAACUCCGAGGAGAAGCAGCGGCAAAAGAAGUACCACUUCCGUAUGUCAUGGCGUCACGAGACGUGAUCGGGCCUGCGCUACCUCCUCAUUUCGACGGUUCUACAGCCGAGGCAGAUUCUGCAGGAGAUUUCGUCCAGGUUGCAGGGCCAGCAUUGCCUCCAGACUACAAGAGUAACCCAGAAAGAUAUGGUUGUGACCAAGAAUGCACCUCUCCUUGUGUGCCCAGAGAAAUGGUAUGGGAUUCUGAAGAUGACAAAGAUACAAGUCCAACACCCCGAAAACAGAGAAGAUAUCAGGAAGAAGAAGAUGAUGGAUUCUUUGGGCCCACUCUUCCUCCUGGCUUUCAAAAACCAGAUGAAUCCCCAGAAAGACCUGUUAUAGGUCCAGCUUUACCACCGGGCUUUAAGAAGCUAUCAGAAGUUGCUGAAGAAAACAGAUGUUACACAAUACAGGCUACUGAUAGUAGUGAAGAAGAGGAAAAUGUGAUUGGCCCAAUGCCUGCCAAAGGACUGAUAGAAUCCAACACAGCUACAGAGUUUGAAUAUCGAGCUCAAAGGAUGAAAGAGAAACUUCUUGGUAAAGAUGAUGAAUCCAAACAAGUUACAAGAGAGACUUGGAUGACAGAUCUUCCACCAGAACUCAAAAACUUUGGACUUGGUCCACGGACAUUCAAAAGAAGAGCUCAUGACAAAUCAGUAGAUAGAUCAGUUUGGACUGAUACCCCUGCAGACAGAGAAAAGAAAGCCAGGGAAGCAAAAGAUGCAAAAAAGUCCAUCAGUAAGGAUGAUGCAGAAAUUCUCCUGUCGGAGAGAGACAAAAGACUGGUUGAGCAGUUGUCCUCAUACAAUGAUUCUCAGAGAUCUGAAUCUCUUAUGGAUAUACAUCAGAAAAAACUAAAGAGCAAAAGUGUUGAGGAGAAGAAUAAGCCCCAGGAGAGAAGGCCAUUUGACCGUGACCAGGAUCUCCAAGUCCAUCAGUUUGAUGAAGCACAAAAGAAAGCCCUCCUAAAAAAAUCUAGAGACUUGAACACCAGAUUUUCCCAUGGCAAAUGCAAUAUGUUUCUGUAAUGUAAGCAUAUGAUGAUAUUGAAGUAUAGUUGUGUGCUGUUGAAAACAUCAUGUCGUACCAUAUAAUAAAACAUCUAUGUAUAUAAAAUACAUGCAUGAAAAGCAAAUUUUCUUUCGGUCAUAGUAUCCAUAGUAUAUUUAGGACCUUUUGGAUUAGACCUACAAUAAUAUACAUGUGGUCGGUUCCUUCAAAACAUUAUUGAAAUUAAUAGGCCUAUCAUGAAUAAGCAGUCAAGUUUUAAAUAUUCAUACACACUCUCAUAAAUGGAUUUUGAGGAAAUAAAUUUAAUUGGUUUAGAUUCCUUGUUUAUGGAGCUAUUAAGACUUAAAAUGACAGGAUGUCAUAUUCCAGAAUUUGAAGUUUAGGCCUGAUAAUGAGAAAGGGAUAGUCAAAUGAAAGUGGGCAAAUAACAUGAGAUCCUGCUUUAAUUUUUAAGUUUCAGGGAAUAUUGCCAUAGAUACCUUCACAGUAUAUUUGACAGGAAGGUAAGUAUAUGGAUAAAACAUACUCUCUUUCUACAACCCAUUGUAUUUAACAGCAAUUGUCUUCCAUUCUCUGUUGGAUAAGCAAUUGUGGAUAAGAGGAACAGAGUUGGUAAUUCCUCAGACUGGAAUUUAGUAAGAAAGGUUUCACUCUCAAGGGUGUGGUGCACAUUUCCUUCUAACCUCCAUUGGUGGUAUUAUACUUUUUAUAGAUGUGUGAAAAAGAUGUUGUGCAGGUAUAGCUUCUCCCAUCAUUGUAGUGCUGUGGAAGCAGAAGUUGCACUUCUCGAUCUUCCCCCACUUUCGAAGCACAGCUCCUCCCUCUCUCCGGAUUAAAUAUUAGCAUCCCCAUACAGAGGAGGGUGUUGCAAAGCAGAAUUUCUAUCCCUACAUAGUCAUCUUGAAUACACAGGAAAACUAACAAAGCUGUUCUUGUUAAGGUUUCUGAAUAUAUGUUAAAAUGUGAAUGUCUGUGGCAUAUGCAGUAUGUAAAUAAAAAAGAACCAAUAUUGUCUCCAGAAA
Messenger RNA from Rhineura floridana, 2186 nucleotides. RefSeq names its product GPALPP motifs containing 1 (gene GPALPP1). The coding region runs from base 162 to 1181 and encodes 339 amino acids. NCBI's taxonomy places the organism in Eukaryota, Metazoa, Chordata, Lepidosauria, Squamata, Rhineuridae. The transcript is spliced from 8 exons. The record is from RefSeq and is a predicted model, not a curated record.